Molecule: messenger RNA, 1012 nt
Organism: Coccinella septempunctata (seven-spotted ladybird)
Lineage: Eukaryota; Metazoa; Arthropoda; Insecta; Coleoptera; Coccinellidae
Product: protein GVQW3-like
Exons: 3
Coding region: 20-493 (157 amino acids)
Molecular function (GO): nucleic acid binding
Source: RefSeq, a predicted model, not a curated record
UUGUGCCGAUUCAUUGAAAAUGUUAAAAAAAGCCUUUGUUGAUAAUUGUAUGUCAAAAACACAAGCAUACGAUUGGUACAAAUCAUUCAAAGACGGUCGUGAGGUGGUCGAAGAUUUGCCCCGUUCUGGACGGCCUUCAACGUCAACAACCGACGAUAACAUCAUCCAAAUCAAGAAAUUAGUGCUCGAAAAUCGUCAUUCAAGUGUUAGAGAGUUGGCUCGAGAGUUGAGCAUUGAUAAAAUGACCGUUCAUAACAUUUUGACUAAUGUUUUGUGUAUGAAACGCGUCGCAGCAAAACUCGUUCCAAAAGAGCUGGUCUCUGAAGACAUGGUUUCUCGAGCUGCUAGUGAUCCAAAUUUCAUGAAACGAAUCAUAACUGGCGAUGAGACAUGGGUCUAUGAGUAUGACACGUUAACAGCUCAACAAUCGACCGAAUGGCGCCUACCAAACGAGCCGAAUCCGAAAAAACCACAAAUUCGCAACGAGAACUGAAGGCCAUACCUUUGGCGGCGUAUGAGCGGUGCAUGGAAAAGUGGGUUCGCCGAUAUCAUAGUUGUAUUGUAAGCAAUGGGGACUAUUUUGAAGGAGACAAAAUAAAUAUUGAUGAUUAAAUUUAAAUUUAUGUGUUUUUUUUUACAAUUCCGGGUACUUUUUAUACAGAAGGUACAAACAGUUUUCUAUGAUGACUUACAACGAACAAACUCUCCUUCUACUGAAGUUCAUUAAUACAUGUAUGUAUUAAAGAACCGAAAAGGCGACGGCCUGGAAAAACUGAUUCGACAUCCAAAAAUCUAUCUGGAUUUGGUUAUAAUUUGGAUGGAAAGCCUGUUUGUCAGAAAGCCUUGUGCAACACUCUAUCAAUAACUCUAAGAAGGUUGCAAAUUCUGCAAGAAAAAAUAAAAAAUGGCGAGUUACCACCGAUGAACCAAAGAGGCUUGCAUCUGAACCGGCCACAUGCCACUGAUGCAGAUAUCAAAAGGUGUAUUGUCAAGCAUAUUGCUUCUUUUCCGA